This is a messenger RNA of Hemibagrus wyckioides, 1391 nucleotides long. RefSeq lists its product as uncharacterized. Lineage: Eukaryota; Metazoa; Chordata; Actinopteri; Siluriformes; Bagridae. Bases 402 to 698 code for a protein of 98 amino acids. The transcript has 4 exons. The record is from RefSeq and is a predicted model, not a curated record.
UCAGGAAAAAAUUGAACACAAGGAAGAAGUUGAGGACGGUCCACGGUGUCGAUGCGGUCUGCUGAUUGUUUACUGCUUUCGGAUCUACAACAACUGUUCAUAUCCGGGUGUUUUCGAGGAAACCAGGGUUCGGUUUUGUGAAGAAAACUCAUAUUUGUGUGUGAUGAGUUCUCGUUGGUUGUUCAGGUCCCGGAAAUACAUUUCGGUAUUCAGCCUUCGUAUCUAAAUCAUAGAGGAAGGAGUCUGAUCUAAAUCAUAGAGGAAGGAGUCUGAUCUAAAUCAUAGAGGAAGAAGUCUGAUCUGAUCUACGCAUUAACCUUGGUGAAGAGAGAAAGUGUGUUUGGAGAAAACCCAUCAUCAUCAUCAUCAUCAUCAUCAUCAUCAUUAUCAUCAUCAUCUCCAUGGAUUAUAUAAAUCCCCUAGAGCAGAAUAAGAGACAGCGGGAGGAAGAGCACAGCCAGUGGGAAUGCCAGGCGAAAAGAGCAUGCACUGAAUUGGUAAGAUGCAUCGAGGUCAAAUGCGAUGUUAUGAUGGACAGUCCAAUGGACUCAUGGGACACUCCACAAGUUGACCAUCAAAACGGCGCCAGUCCAAAUCAACACAUCACCACUAUGGUUCUUGGAGCAACUCAGCAACCCUGUCCCAGGUGCAUGGCAGGAGAACCGGGCCAUAUAAAUCAUAUCAUGCAGAGGUAUUGAUCAUGAGGUCAGACAGGUCCUGGAGAGGAUGAAUAAGGAAGCAGACUGCACAGAUCUCUGGGAGUCAAGGAGCAGCCUGCACUUUGGCCAGUUCAUAUCACAACACAUUUUGUGCCUUAUUUAUCACCACAAAUACUCAACAUCUCCGUUCUAAUGUAGCCUGUGUAUGUUUUUUUGGGUUUUUUUCUCUUAUACCAGCACUUAAACGACUGCUGAUUUAAUGGAAGGGCUUGCCACAGGUAAUUACUAGCCAUUUCAGGUUAUCACAUUCAAUAUGAGUGCUAAUUUAGAUACUACUACAGUGUAGUAGGCAGGGCAUUUAUUGAUGAUUUGUAGCUGCAUUUCUAUUCAUUUGUGUAUUUAGUGUAGACCAAAUGAGUUUCAAAUGAUUACUAUACGUCUAAGGGAUUUUGUAGAAUCAGACGUGUAGAAGGGAAUGUUUUAUUCAGAAUUAGUAAUAGUCUUCUUGUUUUUUUGUUUUUGUUUUUUUAAUUGCAUUAGGUUGUAACAUGCAUAGAAUUGUACUGUUUGUGUCUAGAGAUUGUAAAAUCAGGCCAGUUGUUAAAUUGCACUGAAAUCCAUUAUGUAGUUAUUAAGGUUUUGUUUCUGUGUAACAUUCAAUAUUUAUAGUAAUGUGUUUAUUUUUCCUCUUUCCAUGCCCUUGUCUGAACAAUAGGGGAAAAGAUCACUGAU